AUGGCACCUCCUGUGGCCGCAACGUGCGCCCUGCAGGAGGAGCAGCAGCAGCAGCAGCAACAGCAGUCACAGCAGCUGCUGCAGGAGGAGCCUCUGCCGCUGUCGAGUGGGGCGUCGCUGCGCCGCAGACAGAGGCUGCCACCAGCCGACGCUUCAGCAGCUGCAGCAGCUCCAGCCUCAUCUGCAUCACUGGGGAGCAGCUGCAGCAGCAACAGCAGCACUCCUGUGGGUCUAAGGAACUGGUCGCAGCAGCUUCGCCAGGAGCAGCAGCAGCAGCAGCAGGAUGGGCAGCUUCUGCUGCCCUACUUAACCGUGGCAGCAGCAGACACGGCGCAGCAGAGCAGGGCCUUCGGGCUGCCUUUGCCUUCGCUCAGCACGAAAGCAGCAGAUGCAGCAGCAGCAGCAGCAGAGAGUGCGCAGCGUGCGCAGAGCGCUGCAGCAGCAGCAUCUCCUGCUGCAGCGGCUGCCGCCGCCUUUUUGUCGCCAGGGCCCCCCCCGCCCCACUACGUGUGCUGCUUGGGAGGGGUGAGCAGCAGCAGCAAGCUGCGGCGUCUGCAGCAGCAGCAGCAGCAGCCGUUCGCGUCUGCUGCGCUGCUGCGCUGCGUCGCGUGGCUCCAAAGAUACCCUUUUCUGGGGCCCUGGGGGGCCCCCUCCCGCGGGCUGGGCGUGGAGGGUUUAGCUGCCUUUUUGGCAGAGUGCAUGCAUGAGACUUUUGGUUCAGGUUUGCUGCCGCAGGGAGCAGCUUCUUUCGGGGGCCCCGCAACGCUGCAGCUGCAGCGGCUCCUGCGGCAGCUGCUGGCUGCUGCUGCUCCCCUGCGGCUGCUGUCGCUGCUGCUGCCGGGACAAAUUGUCAAAGCGGUGCAGCUGGCGCUGCAGAUGCUGCUGCGCAGGCCAACGCAGCAGCAGCAGCAGCAGCAGCAGCAACAGCUGCGCUGCAGCCAAGGCGCACUCACGCUGGCGCUGGGACCUGCAGGCGCGCUGCAGCAGCAGCAGCAGCAGCUGCGGCCCCAGGUGGGGCUGCUGCUGCCGCAGCAGCACCGAAGGCUGCAUGUGGUGCCGCAGCAAUCGACGCUGCUUGUUGCAGAUGCAUGCAGCAGCGAAAGGAGCCGCCAGGUGGACAAAGGGGGAUGUGUUGCUCUCACUGCUGCUCCCGUUGCUGCUGCUGCAGCUUCCGUUGAGACCUGGCAGCAGCAGCAGCAGCCGCAGCAGGAGCAGCUGCUGCUCGGCAGCGUGCCGCACGACCGUUUGGUUGUGCGCUGCGGCGAGGCCGAUUCGCUAGCGGAUCUGCUGCUAGACCCACAGCAGCAGCAGCACAGCAGCAGCAGCAGCAGCAGCAGCACGAGCCGCAGCGUCUGCUGCGCACUGUUCGUCUACGGGGACUCCUACUCAACUGGGGAGGUGAACCCCACACCUCGUUUGCUGCUGUCGUACUCGGACGGCCUGCUGCAGCUGCUGCAGCGGCGCCCGCCGACUGCUGCCGCUGCAGCAGCAGCAGCCUUUUGGGGCAGCAGCAGCAGCAACGGAAGCAGAAGCAGCAGCAAGGGCUGGGACGGUUCUGUUCCUGAGGGCGGCGAGUGGGUCGAAGCUUGGCGUGACUGGUUUGACCCUCCACUGGAGAACCUCUUUUUGCUGCCGCCCCCCAGCAGCAGCAGCAGCAGCAGCAGCAGCAGCAGCUGGGGUGUGUACGGACCACUGGUCUGCGGCAACAGCCCAUCUGGUGUCACUGUCUUUUGCCCGCUGAGUCCGCAGUGUAUAUACACCCCACCGUCUUGCUGCUGCUUCUCCAGCUUCACUCUUUUCGGCUGCUGGGCCCACUUUCUGGGACAUCGCCAGGUUGCUGCUGCUGCUGCUGCUCCCAGCAUCAGCAGCAGCAGCUGCGUGGCCGUGGUAAGCAGGAGAGGCUUGCUGGUGCUGCAGCAGCUGCUGUUCCGUUCUGAGGCCUCCCUGCUGCUGGGGGGGUCCCCCAUUUGUGUUUCUGCUGUUUCCCGGGUGCCUCUUGCAGCAGCAGCAGCAGCAGCACUGCACAGGGGUGGCCAGGUCUCUCUGCAGCGGUGCGAGGGGCUGCGCUGUUUGCUGCUGGGAGUGGAGGGCAGCAGCAGCAUUUUCCUCAUUGGCUUUUCUGCUGCGGAGGACAGCAGCAGCAGCAGCAGCAGCAGCGGCCUCGGCUGCUUAGCAGCAGCAGGAACAGUGCUUGCUGCCGUUUCUCAGCGCUUGCUGCUUCCCCUGCUGCCUGCGGCUUACCCAAGACAGCUGUACCUGCAGCAGCAGCAGCAGCAGCAGCUCGUUGGUUUCUGCAUCGCUUGGCAGCUGCCCCGUUCAGUGCGCGUGACGACGCCGGCAGCGUCAGCAGCAGCGUCAGCAGCAGCAGCAGCAGCAGCAGCAGCAGCUGGCGCGGUGCAGCAGCAGGAAGUCGGCGACCUCCAGUGCAUUGGGGUGAUGGAAGACGCGUCAAGGGGCCUGUGCUUUGUUGCGGUUGCUGCUUCCAUCUGCCCUGAGGUGCUGCUGUUCUGCUGCAGCUUCCCUCCGGUGCCGCAGCAGCAGCUGCUGCCGCCGCUGCCGCAGCAGCAGCAGCAGCAGCUUUUUGGUGGGGUGGAUUUGUGGCGAGGCAGCGCGGCCCUCAAGUACAGACUGAGGCCCCCAAUCCCCGGAUGCCGUGCCACGGGCAUGGCCUUCUUGAACGACAGCAGCAGCAGCAGCAGCAGCAGCAGCAGCAGCAGUGCAAGGCCCCUGCUGCUCGCUGUGCGGUGGGCGCUGCCCUGCCCUGCAACUGGGGGGCCCCUAAGGGGCCCCUCAGAGUGGAUUGCUGUGGCUGUUUGUCUUUAUUCGCCCACAGCUUUAGGGGGGGCCCCAUGCCUGCCUGUGUGGGGUCCUGCAGCGUCUGCAUCAAUCAAGGGCUGCUUCCUGCAGAAUCAGCAGCAGCUGCUGCUGCUGCAGCAGCAGCAGCAACAGCAGCAGCUGCUGCAGCCGCCAGUUUCGGGCGUCUACGGCGGCACGGACGCAACCGCAGCAGCAGCAGCAGCAGCAGCAGCGGCGCGAGACCCGUUCCUGCUGCAGCAAAGCAUUAAGCCUUCGCUGCUCGGCAGCAGCAACAGCAGCAGCUUGCUGCUGCAGAGCGCCUCAGGCUGGGAUCUGUCGAAGAGUUGGAGGGGAACUGGUGCUCCGCGGGGGCCCUUAGAGGCGCCUCUCUCUGGUGUUGGCGGCUUCAGCAGCAUUGCAGCAAAAGAUUCGCUUUCUCCGCUGCAGCAGCAGCAGCAGCAGCUGCUUAGGCAGCAGCAGCAGCAGCUGCUUCAGCUGCCGUACGGCACUGCAAGCAGCCUGGGUUACUUGGGGUUGAGCAGCAGCGGCGCUUCUCUAGCGGACAAGGCCCAGCAGCAGCAGCAGCAGCAGCAGCAGCAGCAGCGGUGGCUGGCGCUGCAUCGCCUGGGGUACCGGCAGCGGCUGCAGCUGCACGAGCAGCAGGAAGAGCAGCUGCGGCUGCUGCAGCACCGCCAGGCGCAGCAGCAGCUGGAGCUGCAGUCUGGGGUGUUUGCGCCCGGCGCAGCAGCAGCAGCAGCAGCAGCAGACUUAGAGCUGUUCCCGCCCCACAACUCCGCAGCAGCAGCAAUGCAGAUGGGGCACCUUUGGGGGCCCCCAGGGGCCUCUUCUUUCCCCUUCCGGCGGCGGCCGCUGCCCCCCAGGCGAGACGCGCCUUACCAGCUGCCGCUGCUGCAGCGCAGCAGCAAAGCAGCUCUUCCUGCUGCAGCUGUUUACGGCCGCGCUGCGCUGCCGCUGUGGGCCUCGAGGGGCCCCCCCCCGCUGCUGCACGGCAGCAGAGGCCUCAGGGGGGGCCCCCUGGGGCCUGGGGGCCCCCCUGGCUCUCUGGGGCUGGGGGGCCCCCUCGAAUGUAUGGCUGUAGAUGCCCGAGAUGAGGCCGCCGAGAGAGGGGGCCCCGGGCUGCUGCCCAUGCAGCAAGAUCCUUGGCCGGCCUUUUCUGUCUUUUGA
Molecule: messenger RNA, 3981 nt
Organism: Eimeria necatrix
Lineage: Eukaryota; Apicomplexa; Conoidasida; Eucoccidiorida; Eimeriidae
Exons: 1
Coding region: 1-3981 (1326 amino acids)
Biological process (GO): regulation of transcription by RNA polymerase II
Cellular component (GO): nucleus; SWI/SNF complex
Molecular function (GO): transcription coregulator activity
Source: RefSeq, a predicted model, not a curated record